AUGCUGAUCGAUGUGUCGCAGCUGGUAUCGGCCUACUACACUGUUCGGCCACAGCCCGACGACCCGGCGCAGCAAGUCUCGUUUGGCACUUCGGGCCAUCGCGGAACGUCGCUCGAGGCGACCUUCAAUGAAGCUCACAUCUUGGCCAUCACGCAGUCGAUUUGUGAGUUCCGUAUCCAGCAUGGCACCCUUGGCCCGCUCUACCUGGGCCGCGAUACCCACGCGCUGUCCGAGCCCGCUCAGACCACCGCUCUCGAGGUGCUGGCUGCCAACGGUGUCGAGACGAUCUUGCAAGAGAACCGCGGCACCACGCCGACGCCGGUGAUCUCGCACGCCAUCUUGACUUACAACCAGGCUCGCGACCGAGGCUUGGCCGAUGGGGUGGUGAUCACCCCGUCACACAAUCCGCCGGCCGAUGGCGGCUUCAAGUACAACCCGCCCUCCGGCGGUCCGGCGGAUACCGCCACCACCCGUUGGAUUCAAGACCGGGCCAACGCCAUCCUGGCUGACGGGCUGAAAGCAGUGCGGCGGCUGUCGGCGGCGCGGGCCCUGGCCGCCGUGACGACCCAUGGGCGAGAUCUGAUGUCGCCUUACAUCGAGGAUCUGGGAGCGGUGCUCAACCUGGAGGCGGUGGCGGCGGCGGGCCUGAGGUUGGGGGUCGAUCCGAUGGGCGGUGCGGCGGUCGACUAUUGGGGGCCGAUCGCCGAGCGCUGGCAGCUCGAUCUCGAGGUGGUCAAUCCGCGGCGCGAUCCGACCUUUGCCUUCAUGCCGGUAGACAAGGACGGCAAGAUCCGCAUGGAUUGCUCGUCGCCGUGGGCGAUGGCCGGGCUGAUCGAGCUGCGCGAUCGCUUCGACGUGGCGUUCGGCAACGAUCCCGAUGUCGACCGCCAUGGCAUCGUCACCAAGAGCUCGGGCCUGUUGGCGCCCAAUCAUUACCUGGCGGUGGCGGUGGAUUACCUGUUCGGCAACCGGCCGGGUUGGAGCGCCUCGGCAGCGGUGGGCAAGACCUUGGUGUCGAGCUCGAUGAUCGACCGGGUAGCCGCUGGCCUUGGUCGGAAGCUGGCAGAGGUGCCGGUGGGCUUCAAGUGGUUCGUGCCUGGCCUGCUCGACGGCAGCUUGGGGUUCGGUGGCGAGGAGAGCGCCGGUGCUGCCUUCCUGCGCCGCGAUGGCAGCGCCUGGACCACUGACAAGGACGGCAUCCUGCUCGAUCUGCUGGCGGCCGAGAUUACCGCUGUCACCGAUCGUGAUCCGGGCGAGCACUACGCCGCUUUGGAAGAACGCUAUGGCACGGCGCACUACGAACGCAUCGACGCGCCGGUGAGCCCGUCGCAGAAGGCUGUUUUGCUGGAGCUGUCGCCCGAUCAGGUGGUCGCCGAGGAACUCGCCGGCGAGCCGGUGAGGGCCAAGUUGACCCACUCGCCUUGGGGGCGCCAGGCCAUUGGCGGGCUCAAGGUAGAGACUGAGAAUGGCUGGUUCGCCGCCCGGCCCUCAGGCACCGAGGACAUCUACAAGAUCUACGCCGAGAGCUUCCUCGGCCAGGACCAUCUAAAGCAAAUUCAGCAGCAGGCGCAAGAGAUCGUUGGUGCUGCUUUCACCGCCGCUGGCGCCUGA
Nerophis lumbriciformis (worm pipefish) is the source of this 1611-nucleotide messenger RNA. NCBI's taxonomy places the organism in Eukaryota, Metazoa, Chordata, Actinopteri, Syngnathiformes, Syngnathidae. The record is from RefSeq and is a predicted model, not a curated record.